Messenger RNA from Trametes versicolor FP-101664 SS1, 429 nucleotides. RefSeq lists its product as uncharacterized. Bases 1 to 429 code for a protein of 142 amino acids. The transcript has 4 exons. The record is from RefSeq and is a predicted model, not a curated record. NCBI's taxonomy places the organism in Eukaryota, Fungi, Basidiomycota, Agaricomycetes, Polyporales, Polyporaceae.
AUGUACUCCACUCUCGUUUCCGUCGCUCUCUUCUCCGCGCUCGCCAUCCAGGGAGCUCUCGCCGACUUCACCGUCAACACCCCGGAGAUCGUCCAGUGCGUGCCCACGAAGCUCACUUGGGACAGCACUGGCGCCAAGUCGUACAACGUCAUCAUUGUCCCCAACGAUGACCCGUGCAACGGUGUUGUUGCCGAUCUUGGCGACCACACGAUCAACCACAUCACCUUCACCCCCACCCUGAAGGCGGGUGAUGAAGUCAUGGUCUCCGUUCUCGACUCGGAUGAGAACGAGGGCUGGAGCGGGAAGGUCACUGUCCAGGCGGGCAACGACACCUCGUGCAUUGCUGGCGCCUCCUCCUCGGUGGCGUCCUCCUCUACCGCGAAGGCAUCCUCCUCUGCGGCUCUGAGCGCGCUCGCUGGCACCACGUAA